Molecule: messenger RNA, 949 nt
Organism: Diospyros lotus (date-plum)
Lineage: Eukaryota; Viridiplantae; Streptophyta; Magnoliopsida; Ericales; Ebenaceae
Exons: 6
Coding region: 140-778 (212 amino acids)
Source: RefSeq, a predicted model, not a curated record
CACCUUACAGUAGAGCCACUUUUAAAGUUAUAAUCGAACCAUUUACUUCCAAGAAGCUCUACUUUCAGGCUCUUUUGCUAAAGUCAAGGUCUCUCCCUCUCUCUGCUCUGCUCUGCUCUCCUCUCUAUGUUGCUUGAACAUGGCAUCUUCCAGCGUUAUUGCUAUAUUGGCAAAUCUUCUUGCUCUCCAGCUUUGGCCUGCCACUGGCAACAUCCGAUCGCCUCAGCUCUCCUCAUUAUUCGAUGAUGUGUGCAAAGAAGUGGAAUGUGGAAAGGGGACCUGCAAAUCUUCACAAAAUAGUACGUUCUUGUUUGAAUGCCAGUGUGAUCCUGGAUGGAAGCAGACUCUAUCCCACCAUGAUAAUGGUCUCAAGUUCCUCCCUUGUGUCAUUCCCAACUGUACCCUGAACUAUGCUUGCACGGAAGGUGCCCCUCCUGCUCAGGAUAAGGAAGUCCAAGCAAAUAAGUCAUUCUUUGAUCCUUGCCACUGGGCUAGUUGCGGGGGCGGCAUCUGCAACAAGACAUCGCCAUUCACACACAAGUGUGAAUGCAGAGUGGGCUAUUACAAUCUACUCAACACCAGUACUUUCCCUUGCUUCAGUCAAUGUGCAAUUGGGAUGGACUGCUCGGGCCUUGGGAUCGCGACAACGAACACAACAACUUCUCCCACAGCUAGUUUGGGAGAUAAUGGUCCAAACCGAGGCAUCUCGGUAGGGCGAGGAAAUGGCAUUUGGUUGAUUAGUGUGGCGAUGGCGUUAGCUUUUCACUUUUGGAAGUAGAAUUAACAUGCAUGAAGAUCAUUAAUAGAGACAUCUUUAAGGCACAGUGACAGUGGUACCGGUAUCACGUAAACAGGCCACCAUUUUGUGACCUUGUAGUGUAUGUAACACAGUUAAUUCAUUGUCAAUUAACUUGUGUUUUUAUAAGGCAAUUCAUAUGGCUUGUUGUCA